This is a messenger RNA of Caenorhabditis auriculariae, 2877 nucleotides long. Lineage: Eukaryota; Metazoa; Nematoda; Chromadorea; Rhabditida; Rhabditidae. The record is from the annotation of a GenBank genome assembly.
AUGCUCCUAAGUGCUGAUCCGACCACCCAAGUCCUAUCCCAGCCAUCAAUCAAGCCUCACGGCGCCCUCAAUCUUUCUUUUUCUCUUAUUCUUGUCCCUCCGACGAUCCUACCGUACCGCCAAGCCUCGCAAAAGCCAUUAACGGCGCAAAGCGGUUGUGAGGCAAAGAAGGACGAAAAGAAGAAAAAAACAGAAGACGUCGCGGCGACGCCCCUGGCGACAGCCGCGGGUGUCGACGCCGGCCAUUCGCUAGCUCCGCCCACUUUUCGCGAGUUCUCUGCGCGGCCAUUCGACGGCCUCCUUGAAGCCGAGCCUCGUGCAUAUCUUCACGUUUCAGUUUCCAGGACCUGGGCCCAUUUUCCUCUGGUUGGACCAUGGCCAAGCGCCCUGCCGAAGAUGACGUCAUCGUCAGUACGGACGUCAUUGUCAAGGUAGGUUAAUAUUGAAGAUAGGUAUAUCAAUUUUUGAAACUAUGGUAUUGUUGGAAAAAAAAUGAAGUUGAAAGCUUUCUAAUCAUGAAAUUAAUGUCAGUUGCUUUUUCAUGCCUCCAAUUUCAAUUAUGUGCUUUUACAUCAAGUAACAAUUUUUGUACUUUUAAUUGAACUCCAUUUAUUUCCUCGAAGCAAUUAAAAUACAUUUUCCUUCUUGUCUUAUUUUCGGAACUUCGCAAUUUUGAGAACAAUCUUCAAUUUCCUGAGAGAAACUUAAUUUUUUUCCACAGGAGUAAGAAAAAAAAAGAAGACAUGUUUCCCCUUCAUUUAAUUUCAUGAAAAGUUUACAUAAGCCUUUAAAACUUCAAUUAUUAAUUUUCUUUAAAUGAAUUCCUUUUUUUCAAAAUCAAUGAUUUGAAUGAUUCUAUUUUUUUAUUAUUCAACAGUAAAAAAAAUUAUCUUGUAAGGAUAGUGUGAAAAAUAAAACAAAAACUUUUUCUUAUAAAAAAAUUUACUUUACGAGAGCAAAAAAAUACUUUUUUUCACUUUCUAAUAAUGGUUACAGCCUUUUUCUAUGAAAAAAACAUGAGUUUAAAAAAAUUGAAAAAGAAAGUUGAAGCUUAAAAAAAAAUUUAAGUAAACUUCAGCAUGGUAUGGAACUAUAACUACUGAUUUUCCAAUCAAUUUAUUUUUCUCUCUUCUUUUUUUCUUACUUUUUCUUUAAACUUCUUCAUACUUUAGAAUCGUACUCGAAUAGAAAAACUCUCAAAAAUUGAAACGGCCGCAUUUUAAAUGGUUCUAGGCGUUGCGCUGCAGUUAGAAUUAGACAUUUUUUGAGAUCCAAGAUAGCAUCCUCUUGACCCUUCUCUGUGCGACCGAACCGAUUAAAACUUCAAAGCGGAGCUUUUUCGUUCCAUCAUCCUCUCCUGAUCAUAAAUGACCAUCAAAUCUAAUAAUUUCCCGUACCGACCGGUUCGAGAAACGAUGUCUCUCGGCUACCGUACACCUGCGAUGAAAAAUAUCUUUUCUCACCGGUAGCGCCUUCGCAUUAGAGCAAGCUUUCGGCGGCAAUCGGCGCUCGUAAAUCAAAAGCUUCCCAUCGCGUUUUUCCUCACCCCCGGGCCGGCGCCGCCAUAGAAGGCUCGCCGAGCACCGAGAUUAUGAAAGCUCAAUAGCUUCUUCCUUUUUUUGCUCCAUGUCUUUUUGUCGCCUUGUUUUCGGACUGAUUUCACAAGGGUAGUGAGCAAAAGGAGGUAUAUUCAUUAUGAUAUGAAAUACUUGUUAUUUGAAGGAGCAUAGAUGGGGUUCGGGAUCCCAAAGAAAAGCCAAGAUACUGUUUUUGAAAUAAGAAUGAUAAGUCACUUAAUCUCGAAGAUAUAUUAAAUCGGGGACAUACUAUACUCUCCCGAUGAAAGGAGCAAUCUUCAAACUUCAGAAAACACCAAAAACUUGAAAAAAAGUUUCUGUUAACUUUUUCAUCGAUUCUUUAAGAGAUGUCACACUUUUCUCAAGGAUUGGUGAGUGAAAAGAGAACACAGACAAGUCAGACAUUUUCAUGUCUCAACAACUCGAUCAAAAUACUGAUUUAAAAAAAAGGUUCAACCUUCUCAAAAUUUCUGAAAACUCUGAAAAAGGCCCCAAUCUCUUCGAAUUAUGAGAAGAAAAAAAGUUAAAUUUUGUAAAAAAAAACUUCCGAAACAUUUAAUUUUCAUAAAUCAGUGUUCAUCGGAAAACAUUCUGAUGGAAUAAAAGUUACAAUUAAUAUAAUCUGAAUCUCAUUCAUUUUUCUGACCUCUUCUUUUCUCUGACCAACCAAUAUAAAAAAUCUUUCCAGAAGCCCAAGUUCUCAAUCGAAACCCUACUGGACGACGGCGAGUCUUCAGAAGACAACGAAGAAAUCGCCGUCGCGUUGUCGCCAACGGAGACGACUCCAUCGGCAACCACGCCGACGCCGAAAACUCCAGCCGCUAGGACCAAGGUGUCGCCGAAUCUCAAGUUUUUCAUAUUUGAAAAUUCUCAGGAAGGCAAUUUGGCAGUGGACUGUCAGUUGGAAGGAGCUGAAUUGUGGACAAAGUUCUACGAUUUGGGCACUGAGAUGAUCAUCACCAAGAGUGGGAGGUCAGUUGAAACCUUUUGGUCGCAUAAUAUAUUUCUUCUCUUGUCUUUUUUUUUACAAUCUCCUUUGUCUUUAUUCGAAUGUUUUCCCUGGAAUCCGAUACUUCAAGGUUCCAAUACCUCUUGAGUACCCGAAAACAGAAAAAAAAACAUCUUGCUCAACACUCAAAACGAGUGAAGAAGCCGAAGGAUGGUGUUGGCAAUUUGGCAAAUGCGACGAGACCGGCAAAAACGACCGCAACUCGAGUUUUUCGUCGGCCGACAAUUAACGCCGCCACCCCCUUUUCACCAAAUGAGCUCGUCGCUCGACGGCCCGGUUGUUGCCUUUUAG